Lathyrus oleraceus (garden pea) is the source of this 900-nucleotide messenger RNA. RefSeq lists its product as uncharacterized. The transcript is spliced from 5 exons. The record is from RefSeq and is a predicted model, not a curated record. The coding region runs from base 157 to 798 and encodes 213 amino acids. NCBI's taxonomy places the organism in Eukaryota, Viridiplantae, Streptophyta, Magnoliopsida, Fabales, Fabaceae.
UAUUCAGCGAUUUCUUUGGAAGUGUAACCAAAUCCCGCACGUCACUCACAAUGUAAACUUUAAGAAACAAUAUAAAUAAACUAGAAAAUACCUCUGACAAGUUCAUAUCAUAUUUUUCUGAUUCCAGAAAUUGAAAGCUUGAAACUCUACAAAAAUAUGUCAACAAAAGGUUCAUGGAUGACACUGAAAUUCAGAGGUGUUGUUGAUGUGGUUCGUGCUAGCAGAUUCCGGGUAAACUAUGGUGGAUUCAAGAGGAACACUCCAAUUGUGACAGCGUCUAAGGUUGGAAAUAGUUCCUGGAUGAUGCAACCUAGUAUACAAUUCUUUAGCACCAAAAGAAACACAAUAACUAACGCAAAUAGAUUAAAGAAUGAUGAGGUUCCACCUGAAGCACCAGACUCUAAAAUUUUCGCAUUUUCUUCAUGGGUUAAAUGGGUUUUGUGCUCGUUAUUUUCUUUCAUGAUACCGUUCUGGAGACAAAAAUGGGGAAAACUACAAAGAAUAGAAGAAGAGGCAGAGUUAGUAAUUGAAGAGGUCGAAAAAGUAGCAGAAGUAAUAGAAAAGGUGGCAGAAGAAGCCGAAAAGCUAAGCGAAGACAUAGCAAAAAAGCUCCCUGAGGAUGCUAAGUUAAAGAAAGCAGCAUUGGUUGUGGAAAAUUUAUCAAAACAGGUAGCUCAUGAUGCUGAGAUAACGGAAGAGUUCAUACACAAGAUUGAAGAAGUGGCAAAUGACAUAGAGGACUUAGAAUCAUACGUGGAACCAGUAAUUGACAAGAUUAUGAAGAAAAAAGAAGCUUAAAACUUAGAAUCCUGUUUGUGUAUAUUUAUCUUUUGUACAAAAUUAUACUUAAAGCAAUUGAUUUGUAACGAAAUUGACAACAAUAUGAAAGCUCAUUAACAA